Molecule: messenger RNA, 3120 nt
Organism: Symbiodinium natans
Lineage: Eukaryota; Dinophyceae; Suessiales; Symbiodiniaceae
Source: the annotation of a GenBank genome assembly
AUGGAGGCCUUUGCACCCGGAGCCACGGUGAUCCACUCCGUUAGCCAGAAAGUGCACAAAGUUGGCGAUGACCGCCGGCUGCUGUGCCGAGCCCGUGUUGCCGAGCAGAUGCUGCGUCUCUUGGAAGUCCCGGAGACCAUGUCCAGCUCGGAGGAGACAGCAAUGGAGCCGGUCCAGGAGGAGGAGCCGAACAGCCGAUCGCCAGCCUCUUUCCAAAGCUCCCGCUCGCGGUGCAGCUCUUUCGCCAACACGUCACAACCACUUCCUGGAGGAGCCGGGUACGAGCGGGUACGAGGUGUCCAACUUGAGCAGCAGCGGCGUGGGCCGAAUCCCCGUGUGCCACCCGUCUCCUUCGGGACCACCUUGCAAGGGCUUGGCCGUUCCUACAGCGGCAUAGUGCUCAAGCCCGCCGAGCCGACAGAGCCCGGGAAGAAGCGGGCGAAGACCGAGCCCGUGCCUUGGGGAGUCUUGCCAGCAAUGGUGCGUGCUGAGUUGCAGCGGGGCAUUCCGAUCCAUCUCGCCGGCAAGAGUGUGGCGGCUCUUUCACCGACGACUCGAGCCGUCGCCCAGACCGGCAUCGCGGAACAUGAGGUCAACGUGGUGCGCCCGGAGUUCACCAUCGGCAAGGCCAUGUUUUCGCACCAAAAGCUGGGCGAGCUGCCGAAGCAGGUCCCGGCCUUCCUGAUCAGCCGCUCAGACACGCUUGCCCAGACCGUUACGGUGGAGCUUGACCAUUCGUUCAUGCAGAUUGCCUUUUGCUCGAGCCAGAGGACAGCUAGGACCAGCAGGACGACUGCCGCCAUGAGCAGGCCUCCAGCAACAUCGCGCAAGGUCGGGCGCGUGGUGGUGCUACUGGCGCUGUUCCUGGUGUGUUUGCCAGAGCCUAAGACCAGCGCAUUGAACAGCGUUAGAAGUGUUCCCGAGCAGCUUCAGGCGAGCAACGCGGACGGCGCGGGCUUUGCUUGGAGCGGGGGCCGUGCCGUUUUCGAGGUGGGAUGUGAUGUAUGGCAUGGAGUGCCGAAGAUGCGCAAGCCAGAGCGAGGCGACGACCGAGGCGUUCUUGCUGGUGAGGGCUUCACAGUUCUAGCAAGCUUCGAUCAGGCGGUGAAGGCUGCCUCAGCACAGACUGCUGACCCGGUUGAAGAUGCCAAGCAGGCUGACGAGCAGCUGCAGCAGACGGUUCAGGAGACAGAGGAGAUCAAGCAGGACGAAGGCUUCGACGAAUCCACCGAGAAGGUUGCUAAUGCGCGGAAGUUUCUGGAGCUGGCUUUGGCGAGAUGGGUAGGCGCCGAGGAGGAUCUGAAGGAGGCGAGAGCGGCGCGGGCCUUUGCAUUCGAACAGUUUCGAGAAGCCGUACGGAACGGCGACGAAGAUGAGAAAAGGACUUGGGAGCAGGAGCGCAAGGAGGCCAAGGCAGAGUUCGAAAAGGCCAAGGCAGAGUUCGACGAGGCCAAGGAGGAGGCCAGAAAGGCCAGGGAGGAGCUCGAGAAAGCCAAAUCAACAGCACCCCUUCAGGUUUGUGGCCAGUUCAGCUUUGCAAGUGGCUGGACCCUGCAGGCGAAGGCAGCGCCAAGGGUCAUCAAGGAAGAAGAACUCGGUCCGCUGUCUCAAGCGCGCGUCCCUGCAGCAAAGCUACAGGAUGGACAGAGGCUUGUGGGGAUCGAUGCCUGCGUGAAAGCUUGCAUGGGCUUGAUCGAGAAGUACAUCAACCGAAGCGAUGUGAGUGUCACGAACCGCGUGCCGCCCACCUGCGCAGCAAGAUGUGCGCGAGGUGGGAAGACCACCUUCCUGCUAAAGCUUGGCGAGAGACUGGCCGAGGCUGAGUACCUCCCCAUCUUUGUGUCCUUCAACGGGGAAAGCCCCGUCAAACGGCGGGACAACGAGCUAGCGGACGAGUGGCUGUACCGGACUAUUGCGUAUGCGCUGCUCCCGGCCAACAGUUCGCUUCGUCAGGAUGUGGCAGACGAACUCGGAAACAAGACGUGUCAGAAGUCGACUCUGCAAUCCUACUUCGAGUGCCAGAAGAACGUUGUUUUGCUAGUCGAUGAGCUUAACCAACUGUUGCUGAGGGGCCCCACCCAAGAGGAAAAGAACGCAGAGCAAGAUGCCGCCCGCUUCAUGAAAAAUGUCUUCCUUGGCUCUGAAGGUGCCUACAUGGUCUUCACCUCCCACAUUCAGUCCACGGGGCUAGACUUGACCCAGUACAUGGAGGGCGACUCCGUUAGGGGGCUGGAAAUCACAGGCUUGCCAUUCGCAGAUGAGCUCGGAGAGCUGCAGAACAUGUCGCCAGCAUUUUCUGGCUUGACGCACAUGAAAGCAGCCUACUACUCAAGAGUCCCAGCACUCCUUUGGUCCUCGCACGAUGAUGGGUCUCUGCUCUCACAAAAAUUCUCACAAAUCCGGGAUGACCCGCAACAGCACCUUGCCGCCUUCUUGCGCGAGGUUUUCGCAGGCACCCCGAUGAGAGAGAUGGAGGCUUUCAGGCAGCUCACGGACGGCAGCCAAAAAGACAGACCAAUAUGGAUCCCAUGCUUCAUGUCGCACUUCCUUACCCAAUGUAGCAGUGCCUGCCCUGCCUGUGGUGUUCUUGGACGGUGGCUGCAAGGCAUGCAAGCUGCAGAGGAGAAGGAUGGCAAGGCGUGGGAGAAGAUCAUCGCCGUUGCCUUCGGCUUGCGCUACAUUUGGCAGCAGAUGGGCGGCGAAGAGCACGGAUGGCUGCAUGGACAUGAAGGGGCAGCAAUCCAGUGUCUGGAUGCCAACCCAGCGGCGAAGACUGUCGAGCAAGCAAUGCAGCAGCUGCCACAACCAUUGCAGUACCCAACCUUGCAGCUGGUGCUCCCGAGCCACGCACAGUUCGAGGCAGUAGACUUGUUCGCUGUGAGGAGAAAAGCAGACAGUGCUGACUUAGUCAUGGUGGCGCAGCAGAAGGAAGGCAGCGCCAGUGUCAACCACCCACGGCCACAGACUGCGAAGCAUGCUUACUGGAUGAGAGGAUCGUCGACGCAAAACGCAAAGACGAAAGAUGGAUGGAUCCUGCCCUCGCAAAGCGAGAUUGAAAAGUUCUUGGGACCCUCCUUGGCAGCUGCAGCACCAGCCACCUGGCGGGACCCGGUAGACUAG